This is a messenger RNA of Spirodela intermedia, 1968 nucleotides long. NCBI's taxonomy places the organism in Eukaryota, Viridiplantae, Streptophyta, Magnoliopsida, Alismatales, Araceae. The record is from the annotation of a GenBank genome assembly.
AUGGGAUAUCUGUUCAGGGUGAGGAUGUCGUCCUUCUUCGCAGGCGCCGCCGUGGCCUCUGGAUUCGGCUUCUAUUUCCUCUACAAGGAUUACAGGAUCGCUCAAGAGGCCAUCUCCCAGCAGGUGAGCUCCCUCCUCCCUCUCUCGAUCUGGAAUCUGUUUUUACCUGGGGUCGGUAGUGAGUUGAUGGUCGAUAUCUUCGGAGAUACCGUAUCCUGUUCUUCCUCUUUUUCCUUCGAAGAAAUUGUUCCGUCUUUUGGUGGAAUUCAGAAGAAUGGCUAACCUCUUCCCCUGAUCUCCAAACUUCGAUCCCUUAUUCGGAUCGAGGUCUAGCCCCUACGCAGUCCGAGCACCCCUGAUGCUGUUGAAAUGUUGCCUUGUUUGAUGUAUUGGCCGCGCAUUUGCCCAAGAUCGCCUAUUUCGUCUCGAAGUUGUCGACAUCUUCCGCGGCGGAUGUUCUUCGUCGUCUUCGUGUUACCUUAUCAUAUCAAUGUUUUUUUCUUUUUUUCCACUAUCGUACAGAAAGAUUUGUCUCGUCUUUCAUGAUUCGCUAGAUUUAGGCCACUUUGAUACCAAGGAUAACGGAAGUUUCUUCAGUUUCAUCGUUCUACCUGUUUGAGAUUCCCCUUUUUAUUUUUCCUUUAGCUCUGCGUUUCCUUCGAUUCCACCGUUAAGUCUGCGAGCUCAAUUUCUCUGAUUGACGUUACCGAGGGAAAUUCUGGUAAUGUUCAAGUGUCCAAGUAUACCAAUUUUUGCACCAUUCAUUCGCUGUUUAUUUUCAUUAUCCUGUAGACGGAUCAACAGCUAAGAGCGGCCAACCUACUGAAUUCUUGUGUUGUGGUUGUCAUGUAUCCAUCACCUGUAGAUUUCGGGACCCUCAAGUCUUUGUGUAGGGAUCAGUUCAUCCGCAUUCAUCUGAAUUUCUAAGUCCCCAGGCAGUGGAUCAUUUGGCAUCAUAGAAUGUGAGAACCAUCGUUGAGAUUGGAGGAAAUGAACAGGAUUGGUAGUAGACAAUCAGCACGGAAGAUGAUCAAGAACUUUACAACAGCAAAUAAACGUAGCCUCUAGGGUUCUUUUAGGAGAUAAGACACUGAUGCAAAGAACAGAUGAGAUAAAAGCUUAACCUGCUUCUACCAAGUCAGUAAAAGAUUAGAAAGCUUCAACCGUUUCUUAGACUUUGACUUUGAGUUUAUCUUUGACUCAAAGUCAAAGAUAGACUCAAAUAUGGAGAAUCUGGAGAUAUGAGGAAUCUAUCUUUGACUUUGAGUAGACUGGCUUACCUAAAAUAUUCCAGCUUCCACGCUCCCCGUUUCUUAGGAUUGAGCACAGAAGCGUGCCUGUAUUGCCAGUGCAAGCUGAUUCUAAAUUAUGAUCGGAGACAGCUUUGCCUCCGCAGAAAGUUCGAUGCUGUCCAUAUUUUCUUGGACCCCUUAUCUGGGUUUCUUCAUGAAAGGAGGUUGCAAUGGUGGGUCUCAAAACCAUGAAUCACUAGGUUUCAAGAACAGUGUUUAGGAGUAGAUCUUCACCUAACUACAUUGGAAUAGAAGAGCACAUAUGCGAGGAUCCUGAUUUGAAACCGUCGCCAUUAAUGGGAAGCUCCGCCUGCACAUUAUGCUUGUCAGGCUUUCAGCUGGGCUUUGCCAUGGUCACAUAAUAUGCAGAGUUCCUCAAAACAAAUGGACAUUUGCUCCUUCUCUAGCGCAGGCAUUUGCAGUUCUUCGAGGUCUGGAAGUCCAUCUAAUCUUCCGGCAGACUCUCGUGGUCUUAAGGCUACACAGUUUGCCCUUUUGAGACGUUCUCAGUCUCCACCCCGUUGGAGUGGGAUGGCGAGUUGACCACUUACUCUACUUCUCCCCCUUGACUUUUUAGGCGAAAAGCGUCUACGAAUCCUUGGACGCUCGCGUGACUGCGCUCGAAAGCUUGAAGAAGGCAGACCCGGUGGCGACCCAUAUGGAAGCUUCGGAGUAG